AUGGCUUUUUAUGAAAAAAUUUUAUUAUCAAAACAACGUUUCUCUAUUACAUCCGAUGGAGUUGAUAAUGUUCAUCGACCGAUCUCUCCUCCGAUCUCACCGAUUUCUCCACCAGUUUCUCCACCGAUCUCACCACCUCCACCUUAUUCACCAAUGCCACCAACUUUUGUUCCGGUUCAUCCACCUCAAAAUUUAUCUAAAGUUGUGGUUAGAAUGUCUCAACCUCAACAACCGCCACGUAGACGUAUUUCUUCAAAAAACAAUUUUGUAAAUGAUUAUUAUAAUAACGGUGUCAAAAAUGAUUUUCCAAACCAUUAUCAACAAAGACAACAAUAUCACCAAAGACGUGGAAAUGAAUUUAAUCAAAUGUUUAUUCCUGUACAAGUUUGUACUCCUUCAAAUGGAAACGGUAUUCAUCAAAAAGUUCAACAAAUUUUAAUUCCAAUUACAACUUCUCCACGACAUGGUGUUAUUCAUGGUGGUAAUAAUCAUGGUCAAUUUGUACAUAUCCCUCCUCCUCCAAGGUAUAUUCCUGCUUUGCCUCCACCUAAUCAAUUUCAUCUUGUGAAACUGGUUAAAAAUCCUGUUAUGAAUUGUUGA
Racocetra fulgida is the source of this 600-nucleotide messenger RNA. The record is from the annotation of a GenBank genome assembly. NCBI's taxonomy places the organism in Eukaryota, Fungi, Glomeromycota, Glomeromycetes, Diversisporales, Gigasporaceae.